CAAUUUUAAAAUUUUAGUACAGCUUAUAUAUAUAUUAUAUAAAUUAUUAUUUUUAAAUCUUAAUUAUUGUACGAUAUGCUUUUUAGAGUCAUAUUUGGUACCUGCUGGAACAUUCUUGCAUCUUAACAUUUACGGAGUCCACAGAGAUCCUAAUUUUUGGUCAAAUCCAGAAGUAUUUGAUCCUGAUAGAUUCUUGCCUGAGAAGAUCCGACAUCGUCAUCCUUAUUCGUAUUUACCAUUCAGUGCUGGUCCACGUAACUGUAUCGGUCAACGAUUUGCUAUGCUGGAAAUGAAGGCCAUGAUAGCUCCUCUGGUACACAAUUUCUACUUGGAGCCUAUUGAUUAUUUAAAGAAUCUUCGAAUGCAGGUUGAUUUGGUACUUCGCUUUACUCAGCCACUUCGUGUAAAAUUUAUCCCUGUCUGUAAAAUGAAAGCAAGCCCUUGAAACAAAUAUCGACUUAAUGAAGAUCAUAAAAGGCUAAAAAAGGUUUUAUUUACUUAUACAAUAAUUGUUAAUAACUCUGUAAUAGUAACACUUUGCACAUUAUCGGUCACGGUCACGGUCAAAAUAAAAAUAUAAAUAAAAUGUAAUAAUUGAUCGCGUAUAAAGCUGGGUCUAAUCAACCAAUGGCAUCGAA
Messenger RNA from Temnothorax curvispinosus, 638 nucleotides. RefSeq names its product cytochrome P450 4C1-like. The record is from RefSeq and is a predicted model, not a curated record. Gene Ontology annotation, molecular function: oxidoreductase activity, acting on paired donors, with incorporation or reduction of molecular oxygen; monooxygenase activity; iron ion binding. Lineage: Eukaryota; Metazoa; Arthropoda; Insecta; Hymenoptera; Formicidae. The annotation marks the transcript as partial. The transcript is spliced from 2 exons.